This is a messenger RNA of Pyrenophora tritici-repentis Pt-1C-BFP, 222 nucleotides long. NCBI's taxonomy places the organism in Eukaryota, Fungi, Ascomycota, Dothideomycetes, Pleosporales, Pleosporaceae. The record is from RefSeq and is a predicted model, not a curated record.
AUGGCCCGAAGGCGGAAAGCUAGGCAUGAAAUCCACGCCGCCGGCACCCAGGUUGUCCAUUUUGUCCGUUGCGGACGCUCGGGUUCGGUGACGGAGAAGAAAGGGGAGCGCGACGCGCAAGAUACAUAUCCAAAGUCAGUGGGGGCCAUUGUCUUCGAGCAACUGGUCGGAUGUACUUACAGCGCGUCCGAAGGCGAAUUCUACCUGAGUAUGAAGAAGUGA